AUGUCAGAUUCACCAUCAAGUCUCUACACUGUUCUCCAGCCUCCCGUAUCAGAUCCAGUCCAACUGGGAGGAGAUACAACUCUGCAGUGUUCAAUACUCACAGAUAACUCUGCAGGAGAUCACAGUGUGUACUGGUUCAGACACGGAUCAGGAGAAUCUGAUCCAGGAAUCAUCUUCACUCAUGGAAACAGGAGUGAUCAGUGUAAGAAAAGCUCUGAGACUGUUUCUCCUACACAGAGCUGUAUCUACAAACUCCCCAAGAACAACCUCAGCCUCUCUGAUGCUGGAACUUACUACUGUGCUGUAGCUGCAUGUGGACACAUCAUCUUUGGGAACGGAACUAAACUGGACUUAACUGGAGGUGGCGCCUCUAAGAUUAACAUCUCAUGUCUAAAUGGUAAAAAGUACGUUCAGAAUGGGGAAAAUAGCUGUAUCUACAAACUCCCCAAGAACAACCUCAGCCUCUCUGAUGCUGGAACUUACUACUGUGCUGUAGCUGCAUGUGGACACAUCAUCUUUGGGAACGGAACUAAACUGGACUUAACUGGAGAAUCACCUUCAAGUCUCUACACUGUUCUCCAGCCUCCUGUAUCAGAUCCAGUUCAACUGGGAGGAGAUACAACUCUGCAGUGUUCAAUACUCACAGAUAACUCUGCAGGAGAUCACAGUGUGUACUGGUUCAGACACGGAUCAGGAGAAUCUGAUCCAGGAAUCAUCUUCACUCAUGGAAACAGGAGUGAUCAGUGUAAGAAAAGCUCUGAGACUGUUUCUCCUACACAGAGCUGUAUCUACAAACUCCCCAAGAACAACCUCAGCCUCUCUGAUGCUGGAACUUACUACUGUGCUGUAGCUGCAUGUGGACACAUCUUCUUUGGAGAUGGAACCAAACUGGACUUAACUGGAGAGAACAGUGAUUUGGACCCAACUAUUAUCGCUUUGGCAACAUCAAACAUCCUGUCAGUAGUUGUGAUUUUAUUUCUCUGCAAAAAGGUACACAACAGUCAUCAUAAAGUUGUUAAAGAUGCUGCUGAAGGUCAGGCUCAAGUACACAAGACUGGAGAAACUGGAGAUCUGAACUACGCAGCUCUCAGCUUUACUCAGCCUCCCUCCUCAAGAAGAAGCAGAACAAAUAACAGCAGUGAUCAGCCUGUGUACUCACAGGUGAAGAGCCAUCAAUAAAAGCAAAAUUAAUAUUAAAAUUACACCUGGAAAGUACUUUUAUUGUAAUUGCUCUGUUUACAGUAUUCAUUUAUUCAUACAAAUAUCCAUAUAUAUUGUACAGUUAGCAACUGUG
Messenger RNA from Astyanax mexicanus (Mexican tetra), 1294 nucleotides. RefSeq lists its product as uncharacterized. The transcript is spliced from 8 exons. The coding region runs from base 1 to 1179 and encodes 392 amino acids. Gene Ontology annotation, biological process: response to bacterium. The record is from RefSeq and is a predicted model, not a curated record. Lineage: Eukaryota; Metazoa; Chordata; Actinopteri; Characiformes; Acestrorhamphidae.